Saccharomycopsis crataegensis is the source of this 1077-nucleotide messenger RNA. RefSeq names its product homoserine dehydrogenase (gene HOM6). Bases 1 to 1077 code for a protein of 358 amino acids. The transcript has 2 exons. Gene Ontology annotation, molecular function: NADP binding; aspartate kinase activity; homoserine dehydrogenase activity. Gene Ontology annotation, biological process: aspartate family amino acid biosynthetic process; L-homoserine biosynthetic process. The record is from RefSeq and is a predicted model, not a curated record. NCBI's taxonomy places the organism in Eukaryota, Fungi, Ascomycota, Saccharomycetes, Ascoideales, Saccharomycopsidaceae.
AUGGUCAAAACUGUUAACAUUGCUAUCAUUGGUCCUGGCCUCGUUGGAUCAGAGUUCAUUAAUCAAUUGGCAAACAUCAAGUCAACUGCUAUCAAGUACAAUUCAAUUUUGAUUUCUUCUUCCAAGAAGGCAUUGAUCUCCCAAGAGUACAAGCCUCUCAAUUUAUCUUCUUGGUCCGAGGACUUUAAGAAUACCGAAACCGGGGCUUUAUCCUCUUCUGAAUUAUUAUCCUUCUUGACAAAAUCCGUUUCUUUACACCCAACUAUUUUGGUUGACAACUCUUCAAGUGUUGAAUUAUCUGACAACUAUCCUAAAAUUUUAGAAGCUGGUGUUUCAAUUGCUACUCCUAACAAAAAGGCAUUUUCAGGUGAUAUUUCUUUGUGGAAUGCUAUUUUCGGUGCCAGUGCAACAAAGGGGAGUUUGGUUUAUCAUGAAGCUACCGUUGGGGCUGGUCUUCCAGUGAUCAGUACAAUCAAGGAUCUCAUUGCUACUGGUGAUGAAAUUGAGGAAAUCGAAGGUAUUUUCUCCGGUUCAUUGUCUUACAUUUUCAAUGAAUUAUACUCUUCUGGUAAGAAAUAUAGUGAAAUUGUUACCAUUGCUAAAUCUUUGGGUUACACUGAACCAGAUCCAAGAGAUGAUUUGAAUGGUCAAGAUUUUGCUAGAAAAGUUCUUAUUUUAUCUAGAUUAUCCGGCUUUGAAAUUAAAAGUUUGGCUGACUUGAAAGUCGAUUCUUUGAUCCCAGCUGAUUUAGAAGAUGCCAAAUCUGGCUCUGAAUUCUUAGUUAGAUUGCCAAACUAUGAUCAAGAUAUUGAAUCAUUGAAAGAAGCCGCUGCCAAGGAAGGAAAAGUUGUAAAAUACACCGGUAAAAUUGACAUCAAGAAUAAGACCGCUAGUGUCGGUAUCCAAAAGUACGACAAAGCCCAUCCUUUUGCCAACAUGAGCGGCUCAGAUAAUGUCAUUUCCAUCAAGACGAAGCGUUAUACCAACCCUCUUAUAAUCCAAGGUGCUGGUGCUGGUGCAGCUGUUACUGCUGCUGGUGUUUUGGCUGAUACUAUCAAAAUUGCUGAAAGAUCAUAA